Rubroshorea leprosula is the source of this 889-nucleotide messenger RNA. The record is from the annotation of a GenBank genome assembly. NCBI's taxonomy places the organism in Eukaryota, Viridiplantae, Streptophyta, Magnoliopsida, Malvales, Dipterocarpaceae.
AGUUUCUCUCUUUUCUUCUAAAUAUUUACUGGUCAAAAUAUACAAGAAUUUAUAACUUCAUUUAUACAAUCAUGACUAUAACUACGGGAGUACUAUACACAAAAAUUUCUGAGUCAGCAUCGAGGACUAGCGGCCUAACUACAAAAAACCUAAGUCCAAAUAAUGCCUAGCCGUCUAGCUCGUCACUCCCCCGGGCUCCCCAUGCGUCGGGUCUCACUACCUGAAAUGGUGGACAAAGAAAACUGUGAGAUAAAAUAUCUCAGUAAGUAAAUAUGGAUGCCCGGGAUCAAAAUUUAAAGCAUGCCAAAUAAACAAUUGAAACAUAAACAGAGCGUCUCAAUAACAAACCAUUAAUGCAGAAUAAAAUUAAAUAGUGGUCUCCUCUAUUAGUCAUGACUAGUGUUAUAAACCUCUCACUAGCAGGCACACGAUUACUAGUGUAUAAUCCCACUAGUAGGAUAACAAAAACGAACCGGUUCUAUCAGUAACAUGUCGACAUGUGCUAGCGUUUAUAAACCUUCCACUAGCGGGCACACGAAUAACAUGACCAUAUCAGAGACAAAACAGGCAGAAGUUAACAGGAAAAUCAUAAUUUACAAAUAAUUUUCAGAUCAUCAGGGCAGUUAAAUAAACUCCAAGCAGGUAUGCUCAAAUCAAUAAAAAGAAUAAUAAUCUUAUUUCAAAUCGAUCAUACUUGUGUAAAACGGGUUUAGUCCCGCCACCAAUUCAAAAACAAGCUAAAAUGUGCUUUAAAAUCAGAGGGCGUUACCAUAAUUUACUUACCUUAAUCGCACAGGAAAGAAGGCUUAAUCCAAGUGCUAAGGUCACAAGAUGAUCAAGGACCUAAUCACAAUAUUUCUGAAUUAAUAUCUAUAAAGAAAUUUUAUUU